AUGCGUGAAACGGUCAACACAUAUACCUUGCCGCCACGUCUUGCAGUUCGCGGCGAGAGGCGCUGCAGUGAAAUAGUUCUUACACCCUCCACUAUAUUAGAGCGGUUGGAGAUAAUAUUUCCCCCAAAACGAGCAGCGGAAGAAGUAAAAGUAGCCCGUGCCGUCCACAACGCCGAUGAUAUCAAUAAGAGGGGCCCGAUCCCGUUAGGUACUCGUGACAGUGCACGAAGCCAUGCAUUUAUUACGGUUGGCCGACUGCGCGCGUGCUGCCAACCGAUCCCGUGGGAGCGCGUCCAGUUGCAAAGAGUUAGCACCUCCAUUCAAGCGGAAUGUGGAGAAAAGAAGGUCAGCGAUUUCAACAGUAGGAUCACUGGGGGGUCGAAUGGCGUUCCAAAGAUAUUUGUUACCCCCGCCGUGUACAAUAUUUUCAUUCCACCACGUUUCCUUCUUCCGGACAGCCAAAUGACGAGAAGAUGCCAAACGGGUAUGGCACGUGCUGUCAUGGAAGACGGCGGCUUCCUGCGGGAGUUCGGUGGUUUCCGCCGCUCUGAUAAAGGGUGGCCUCACCGCGGCGGCAUCAUCGCCAGCCGCAACAAGAGUAACAGCACCAAGCGCCAUUCCGAGAAGGAAAAGAAGAUGUCAAACCACCCCGUAUGGCUUCAACAUGUUGCGGUGCUGCACCACAUUCCGGGGUUGACCGAUCCCGGCACGGAGACGUUGAACUUGAAAGACUUUGCUUCUCACAUCCGUCGACAGCAAAGAAACGGUGAGCUGUCGUGUCCACACUGCCUAUCGCACCAAAACUCCGCUGCUGACACCCCGUUUAGGACUCACAAAGGCGGGGAUAACUUUUCAUCUGGCGCUGAUGAGGCAGAAAGGGAACCAAGGUUCGCAUCCAGCGAUAGUGUGGGUGUGGGCGUGUGGAUCAUCCGCCCUUGCUGUGAGAGCACAUUUUUUGCGCUUCGCUUCAAUACAGGAACGGAUCACCAUGAGUGGCUGUGCAAGCCACAUACCACAUUGUGGCCACAAACUGAAGAAGCAACAAUAGGGCAUCGUACCAGUGUCGCUGACGCGGCACGUGAUGCUGUUGCACCCCUUUUGUGGGCACGGCAGUCGUUGUGUCGCACGUUGCGCGCUAAUUUUUUCCCACAAAGUCAAGCAAAGGGCGCCCUAAUGGGGUCACUUUCCACUAUUUUAUAUUAUUAUGCUUCCGGCACCGCAUUAACCGCUUCUGAGAAGUUAGUUGUUGCUGAGCAGCUACUAGAAACAACCAAUAUGCAGCCACAGCAAGGCUCUCGUGACCACCCUCACACGAAUCACCUCCGCUUCCUGAGCUGCGGUGCGUCGCAGCGUAAAGAGAGUAGAAAUAGCAAACAGUUGCAGAACAGCGGGGAGGUGCAAUCUUCUGAUGGCGUACUCAAACUGGCUGAGGUGUGGGCACCGCUGCCGAGGUCGUCGUUUCUACUCCGUGGGCGUCGCGUAACCGAGUCACCACAAGCGCUAGCGGAAGCAAUGAAAUAUGGCCUGCUCCGCGUUUUUUGGUGA
Trypanosoma brucei brucei TREU927 is the source of this 1545-nucleotide messenger RNA. RefSeq lists its product as hypothetical. The transcript has a single exon. The coding region runs from base 1 to 1545 and encodes 514 amino acids. NCBI's taxonomy places the organism in Eukaryota, Euglenozoa, Kinetoplastea, Trypanosomatida, Trypanosomatidae. The record is from RefSeq and is a predicted model, not a curated record.